Erinaceus europaeus (western European hedgehog) is the source of this 2259-nucleotide messenger RNA. It is a transcript of the gene CCDC112, whose product is annotated as coiled-coil domain containing 112. NCBI's taxonomy places the organism in Eukaryota, Metazoa, Chordata, Mammalia, Eulipotyphla, Erinaceidae. The transcript is spliced from 10 exons. The record is from RefSeq and is a predicted model, not a curated record. The coding region runs from base 180 to 1745 and encodes 521 amino acids.
UCGCCCCCGCCUUCGCCCCUGGGCUUCCAGCCCCGCGCCCGCCUCAGCCUGCGGUGGGUCCCUCCGGGCUGAGCCCCGCGGUACAGGGCGCGUCGUUUUGCAGAGCCUGGAGCUCCCCGCACAGCGGCCGGCACUCCCAGGACCCCGCGGCCGCGGCGGCGAGCGGCUGGCGAGGAAAGAUGGCCGCCCUGACAACGGUCGUGGUGGCGGCGGCGGCCACUGCGGUGGCAGGGGCGGUGGCGGGGGCGGGCGUGGGCGCGCAGCCGCAGAACGAUGGCUGUUUUGGUGCUCCCAGUGGAAUUCAUGCAUUUCACCUUCAAAACUGGAAGCAGAAAGUUAGUCGGACCAAGAAAACGGAGUUUAUACGCACAGCAGAAAAACUGAAAAAUCAAGUUAUCAGCAUUGAGAAAGAGAAACACAGUCAUUUCUACAGCCAAAAAGGUGACUUCAGAGCGGAGCAUAGUGCGCUGGAAGAGUUGGAGAACAAACUGAUUAACAGCAGGAAAACAGAAAGAGCAAAAAUCCAGCAACAGUUGGCCAAAAUACAUAGCAAUGUAAAGAAACUUCAGCAUCAGUUAAAAGAUGUAAAGCCUACACCUGAUUUUGUUGAAAAGCUCAGAGAAAUGAUGGAAGAAAUUGAAAAUGCAAUUAACACUUUCAAAGAAGAGCAAAGGCUGAUAUAUGAAGAGCUUCUAAAAGAAGAGAAAACAACUAGCCACGAGUUGAAUGCCAUAUCAAGAAAAAUCGACACCUGGGAGCGGGGAAAUUCAGAAGCAGAGAAAGCUUUUAGAGCCAUGUCCAGCAAAGUUCCCAUAGACAGAGUCACAGUGGGGGCUUCUCUUCCCGAAGAAGUAGUCGACUUUGAAAAGUUCCUCCAGCAGACAGGAGGGCGGCAAGGAGGCUGGGAUGACUGUGAUCACCAGAAUUUCCUCAAGUUUCGAAACAAACAUAAAGGGAAGCCGACAUUUAUGGGCGAAGUGCUACAACACCUUCCUGGAAGGACGCAGGAUGACGUCCAGCAGCAUGAAAAGUGGUAUCAAAAGUUUCUGACCCUGGAAGAAAGAAAAAAAGAGUCUAUUCAGAACUGGAAAACUAAAAAGCAGCAAAAGAAAGAGGAGUUCUUCAAGCUAAAGGAAAAGGCAGAGAACAUGCCUAUGCCUUUUCAUAAUAAACAAGAAAAUAGCCAGAAGCAAAAGGAAGAACAAAGGAAAAAACAGAAGUUGGCUGUGGAAGCCUGGAGGAAUCAGAAAAGCAUAGAAACGUCCAUGAAAUACGCUUCCCAGUUAAAAGAAGAGGAAGAGAAAGAGAAGAAGCAGCAGAGAGAGCGGCAGCGCCAAUUUAAACUGAAGCUACUACUAGAAAGUUACAACCAGCAAAAGAAAGAGCAGGAAGAAUUUCUGAGACUUGAGAAGGAGCUGAGGGAAAAAACAGAAAAGGCAGAAAGAAGGAAAACUGCUGCUGAUGAAAUUUCCAGGUUUCAAGAAAGAGAUUUACAUAAACUUGAAUUGAAACUUCUAGAUAAGCAAUCAAAGGACAAUGAAAAGGCAGAAAAGCAAAGAAGACUGACAAAAUUAAAAGAAAAGGUAGAAAACAAUGUUAGUAGAGAUCCCACGAGGCUUUACAAACCUACCAAAGGCUGGGAGGAACGAAUCAAAAAGACAGGACCAACAGGCUCUGGGCCCCUUCUCCAUAUACCACACAGGGCUGUUCCAGCCUGGAGACAAGGAAUAAAGGAAAGAAUAUGAGAUCAUGAAAAUUGAUACUCAGUUGAUGAUGAUGAUGAUGUUAACAUACUCAACUGUGCCGAAGAGAGUGGCCUGACCAUGUUCUUUAAGUAUCACUAGCCUAGUCAGACUGCUUAUUUUGUCAUAUGUGAAUUUGUAGACAGGUAUUAAGUUCCCUGAAGCACUGGAAUUAGUUAUUUCCUAGUUAUACUGAGAAGGUAUUUGAUGUAUGUGCUGGAUUAUUAUUGAUGUGGUCUCUUUUUUUUUUUUUCUUUAAGAGUUUGUGUUACAAGCAUUAUUUCCUUUAAAUGCUCAGAAUAUUUCAGAUACACUGUUUUCAUCUUGGUACUUAAAAAAGAAAUGGUGCAAUCAAAGAUUGACAUUUUUAAGCCACAAUUUUAUAUAGUACCAAAAGUGGGGGAAAAAAUUUUUUUAAGUUAAAAAAAAAAGGUAGUGCUUUUUCUAUAUUUAAAAAGUUAGUUUGUCAAUGGUUACAUUUUUGUGUAAUAAAUAUUUUGUAUUUGUUUGAAGCAUG